Messenger RNA from Labeo rohita (rohu), 2523 nucleotides. RefSeq names its product RELT like 1 (gene rell1). The transcript has 7 exons. The record is from RefSeq and is a predicted model, not a curated record. Gene Ontology annotation, cellular component: plasma membrane. Lineage: Eukaryota; Metazoa; Chordata; Actinopteri; Cypriniformes; Cyprinidae. Gene Ontology annotation, biological process: positive regulation of p38MAPK cascade. The coding region runs from base 333 to 1097 and encodes 254 amino acids.
AGGACUGGAGACGCUCUAGCUGCAUGCAUGAAAACUGACACCCAUUGCAAAUUCAGGACAAUUUUCUAUGUACGUGUCUCUUUACAAACGCUUUUUGUCCUGAGUAUUUUUCUGCUGCUUUUUGAAUCCGAGUCGCACUUGACCGUGCGUUGCGAUGCUGUAAAGUAGGUUACAACUUUAAGAGUGGGAUGUUCCUCGUAGCAGAGAUAAGAAUGAGGAAACACUAGUAGCUGUGAAUGUAAGCACAGCUCAAAGCUCUAAAGUCUCUGGACACUCCAGUCCGUGUCCGAGUUCAUCCGUGGUCGACGAUAGCCGGUCACACGGGUGGGCCGAUGGCAGAUUCCGUAGCAGCAAACCCCACGCCAGCUAACAAGGGUGAUGGGAACCCAGAGUAUAUUGCCUUUGUUCUGGUGCCUGUCUUCUUCUUGCUGGGGCUUCUGGGAGUCCUUAUCUGCCACAUCCUGAAGAGGAAGGGCUACCGCUGUACAACCGAGGCAGAGGAGGAUGCGGAGCUGCAGAAAGAGGAGGAUGAAGAGGAGAAAGAUCCAGAAAAAGGAGAUCUGAAUGACACCUUCAGUGAAGGCAACACUGACACAGUGGGCCAAAUUGUUCACUACAUCAUGAAAAAUGAAGCCAACUCCGAUGCACUCAAAGCCAUGGUUCAGGACAGUAUAGAAUCGGAGGGUGGCCCUAUGACGCCCACCUCUCCAAACACACCCACCAGCCCAGAGAGCCCUGUGCUGCCAGGGUUGCCACCCAGCGAAGCCAAACACACCUGCAACCACCUGCACACCAUCGGAGGGGUCGGAGGACAUAAGAACAUCUGCAACCGCUGCAACCAGAAAAAAUGGCCUCUAAUGAGACGCUCAUCCAGCAAGAAACUGGACCGACGCAGUCACAUAGGAGAGGUCACAGUGCUGUCUGUAGGCAGAUUCCGGGUGACAAAGUGUGACCCCAAAACGGCCCGGGAUAGGCGGACGUUGUUGAUCACUGAGCCCAAUGGUAGUGUCCCCCCUUCACCUGCUACCGCUGGCCCAACUGAACGCAGCCCAGGCCCAAAGUCACAGGUGCAGGAGAAAGGAGACGUUGCAAAGUGACAUCUGUUUCAGCAGCUUCUCAGGUGACAUUUUAAAAAAGAUUUUAAUCUGGAAGUCACACUUCCAAAUAGGACUUAAGAGAGGGAAAACACUUUAAAAUAUGAUGAGAGAUGUGAUAAUGGAGGAAGAAAAGAGGAUGAUGGGUGCGAACCCUCUUUUCACAUGACACGUCAGUUGUGGAAAAGCAGCAGAAGCCAUUUUACAUACAUUAACCUGUCACCAUGCCAACCCACCUUUUUCAAACAUCCUUGCGUCAUUAUCAGUGGCGGAUGGCUUCAUUUGUGUUCGUUAAUGUCUAUGAGCGUGUCAAUGUUUAAUCCGACCUGGCGUCGUGGUCUGAGAUCUUCGCCAUGUGCCUCUUGGGGCUACUUCCAGGAAGUGGGAAGUUUGGUUAAUUUUCUUUUUUCUUUUUUUAUUGCAAGCUGUGAUAAACAUGGAAAAACAGAGCCAUGAAAUUUCUGGUUACAAUCCAGACUAAAUGUUUUUCUUAACCUGUUUUCAUCUUAAAAUGGACUGGGCUUGAUCUCUUCACUAAAUACACCUUUUCACCUUAGGUUUUUUUAAAGACUUAACUGGAAAGCAGUGAAAUUGCAUGUUUAAUAGAUUAAUUUAUCAACCUAGCACACCUCAACCGACUAGAAGUUUACUCUGGAUUGGUCUGGAACAGAGCACUGCGAUCAAUUCACCAGUCUCAACGGUUUAGAAAUGUUAAACAUUCUUAGUUUCAUGAUUUGGUAUAGCUUGCAUGUGUCCACAAAGGUCAGAAACUCUGUCUAGUCUAUAGCUUAUAUAUUAAUACAAUGUCUGGCGUAUACAAUAGAUAAGACUGUAUCCUUCACUAUAUUUAAUAUUAUUGUUAUCUGAAAAAAAAACAAAAAAGCAAUGUAUGGUACCUCAAAAAAAGUUAAAGUGUCCUUGCUUUAGUGCCAAGCUUAGGCAAAAAGGACCGAAAUAUAGAACUUUUAAGAAUUCCUGAGUAUUUUAACCAAAACAGACUUUCAAUAAAUAUACAGUUGUUGUUUUUUUAUGCAUUUUGCCUUUUAUUAAUAUUGUCAUUAUUGUGCCAUUGAUGUGUUUUUUUUUGUUUUUGUUUUUUGUUUUUUUAUUUUGCUCAAACACCAUGCAGGUGGACCUUAAGAUACCUAUAGGCUUUCUAGCUCAUUGCACAUGAGCUCAAAGUGCUGGAACGAGUUAGUUGCUCAUAGCCUUCCUCUUCAAAUUUUAGUUAAAGGUAUUCAUACUGAAAUAAUAUGAACCUUAUGUCUUAACGUGUACAGAAAUGGUCACCUCAAGUACCGUUAUUUCUGAAAUUGACAAGAAUUAAAGACAUGUAGAAGAUGUGUAAACAGAAGAAUGGCAGAAUGUGCUGUUUUAUUUUACUGAAAGUUUUGUACCCAGAAUUUAUACAUUAAAAAGAUUAAACAGA